This is a messenger RNA of Daucus carota subsp. sativus, 2260 nucleotides long. Its product is annotated as translation factor GUF1 homolog, mitochondrial. Gene Ontology annotation, cellular component: mitochondrion. The coding region runs from base 109 to 2091 and encodes 660 amino acids. Gene Ontology annotation, biological process: positive regulation of translation. The transcript is spliced from 11 exons. The record is from RefSeq and is a predicted model, not a curated record. Gene Ontology annotation, molecular function: mitochondrial ribosome binding; GTP binding; GTPase activity. NCBI's taxonomy places the organism in Eukaryota, Viridiplantae, Streptophyta, Magnoliopsida, Apiales, Apiaceae.
AAUCCAUAGCUAGCCGCAAAACCCUUUCAGUGUGAUAUCUGUAUCAAGAACAACUGCCCUCUCCCGUUUAGGGGUUAUUUCAAUACCCUUAUGCAAUAAUCCAUCAAAAUGAUUUCUCUGAUCAUCACCAGGUCUUCUUCUAAACCCCUUUUGAAAUCUUCAAUUCGUGUAUUAUCAUCCAAUUAUAACUUCAUUUUCAGAGAAACAAGCCCAGCAGUGACCCAUUUUGAAACCCCCCAGCAACAGUGUUAUUGCACAGACACAGGCAUUGAUUUAAGCAAAUACCCAAAUGAAAAUAUACGAAAUUUCUCUAUAAUAGCUCAUGUUGAUCAUGGAAAGUCAACAUUAGCUGAUCGUUUACUUGAGUUAACCAAGACUAUUAGGAAAGGUCAUGGCCAGCCUCAGUAUCUUGAUAAAUUGCAGGUGGAAAGAGAAAGGGGAAUAACUGUAAAAGCUCAAACAGCAACCAUGUUCCAUAGCACUAACUUCCAUGGGACUGACACCAAAUUUCUGCUUAACUUGAUCGACACUCCGGGUCAUGUUGAUUUUAGCUAUGAAGUUUCUAGAUCAUUGGCUGCUUGCCAGGGUGUUCUUCUAGUUGUGGAUGCAGCUCAAGGCGUGCAGGCACAAACUGUUGCAAAUUUUUAUCUUGCAUUUGAAGCUAACCUGACAAUAAUUCCUGUCAUAAACAAAAUUGACCAGCCAACUGCUGAUCCUGACCGCAUUAAAGAACAGCUGAAAUCUAUGUUUGAUCUUGACCCAAGUGAUGCACUUUUGACCUCUGCUAAGACAGGUCAAGGUCUUGACCAGGUCCUUCCUGCUGUUAUAGAGAGAAUUCCGCCGCCUCCUGGGAUAACUGAUUCACCCCUUCGCAUGCUUUUACUUGAUUCUUAUUAUGACGAAUACAGAGGAGUGAUCUGCCACGUGGCAGUUGUUGAUGGUGCUCUUCGUAAAGGGGAUAAAAUUACAGCUGCAGCAACUGGCCAAUCAUAUGAGAUAGUGGAUGUUGGCAUUAUGCAUCCUGAACUGAGGCCUACAGGAGUUCUCUUAACUGGACAAGUGGGAUAUAUUGUCACAGGCAUGCGUUCAGUUAAGGAGGCCCGUGUCGGAGAUACCUUGUAUCAUCACCGGACCAGUGUGGAGCUGCUUCCAGGUUUCAAGGCUGCAAAGCAUAUGGUCUUUUCAGGUGUUUACCCAGCUGAUGGAUCCGAUUUUGAAGCACUUAAUAGUGCUAUAGAGAGACUCACAUGCAAUGAUGCCAGCGUCUCAGUUACUAAAGAGAGUAGCACAGCGCUAGGUCUGGGUUUCAGGUGUGGUUUCUUGGGCUUACUACACAUGGACGUUUUUCAUCAGCGACUUGAACAGGAGCAUGGGGCUCAUGUCAUUUCAACAGUUCCCACUGUGCCAUAUACAUUUGAAUAUUCAGAUGGCAGCAAACUACAGGUUCAGAAUCCUGCUGCAUUGCCCUCAAAUCCCAAAAAUAAAAUUACAACAUGUUGGGAACCAACUGUACUAGCUACAAUCAUAAUUCCUAGUGAGUAUGUUGGCCCUGUUAUAACACUUUGCUCUGACCGGAGAGGGGAGCAGUUAGAGUAUACUUUUAUUGAUAGUCUACGGGUUUUUCUGAAGUAUCGUUUACCUCUAAGAGAAAUAGUUGUAGACUUUUACAAUGAAUUGAAGAGUAUAACCUCAGGUUAUGCUUCAUUUGACUAUGAAGAGGCAGAAUAUAUGGCCUCCGAUUUAGUGAAACUGGAUAUUCUCUUAAAUGGACAACCAGUUGAUGCAAUGGCAACCAUUGUUCAUAGAUUAAAGGCCCAACGAGUUGGUCGUGAACUUGUGGAGAAGUUAAAAAAAUUUAUUGAUAGGCAAAUGUUUGAAAUUAAUAUACAGGCUGCUAUUGGAUCAAAGGUCAUCGCAAGAGAGACGGUGUCAGCUAUGAGGAAAAAUGUUCUUGCAAAGUGUUAUGGUGGUGAUAUUACUAGGAAGAAGAAAUUAUUGGAAAAGCAGAAAGAAGGAAAGAAGCGAAUGAAGCGGGUCGGUAGUGUUGACAUCCCUCAGGAGGCUUUUAAUGAACUCCUGAAGGUUUCGUAGGAAAAGUUAAGAUAUUUGUGUAAACUCUAAUCACCACAAACUGUCUUUUGCUUUGUAUGAUUAAUAAUAGGAAAUAUAUUUUUUGGUUAGGUGAUACGAACUUGUAAAGUGCAAAAGCAAACAAAGAAAUUUUGUAUUUAUUUUUAAACAUUCUCACUUAUCCGUAUAA